UUCCCGCCUCCCAGCGGCGUGUUUCUCUUUCCGGGGAUUCCCAAUAUCCUGGCGGGUGGACUCGGCUUCUUCAGUCAGCGCCUGGCCGCGGCGUACCGGGUUCUCCAGUCCUUCGUGCCGCAGGACCCCAGCUUCCCGGGCCGCUGCUCUGGCCGGUUCGCCUCUGCCGUCAACAGACCCAUGGCCGAACGUGGGGAACUCGAUUUGACCGGCGCCAAACAGAACACCGGAGUGUGGCUCGUCAAGGUUCCUAAAUAUUUGUCCCAGCAAUGGGCUAAAGCCCCUGGAAGAGGUGAAGUUGGGAAACUGCGGAUUGCUAAGAAUCAAGGAAGGACUGAGGUGUCAUUUACUUUGAAUGAGGAUCUUGCAAAUAUUCACGAUAUUGGCGGAAAACCAGCUUCUGUCAGCACCCCUAGAGAACAUCCAUUUGUCUUACAAAGUGUUGGAGGACAGACAUUAACAGUCUUUACUGAGAGCUCAUCAGAUAAACUUUCAUUGGAAGGAAUAGUCGUACAAAGAGCUGAAUGCCGACCUGCUGCCAGUGAAAACUACAUGAGAUUAAAGAGAUUGCAAAUAGAAGAAUCUUCCAAACCUGUAAGGCUAUCACAGCAACUGGACAAAGUGGUGACAACUAAUUAUAAGCCUGUUGCUAAUCAUCAAUACAAUAUUGAAUAUGAAAGGAAAAAGAAAGAAGAUGGAAAACGAGCUCGAGCUGAUAAACAACACGUUUUAGACAUGCUAUUUUCAGCAUUUGAGAAACAUCAGUAUUACAAUCUUAAGGACUUGGUGGACAUCACAAAACAACCUGUGGGCUACCUAAAGGAAAUCUUAAAAGAAAUUGGUGUGCAGAACGUAAAAGGAACCCACAAAAACACAUGGGAGCUGAAGCCAGAGUAUAGACAUUAUCAAGGAGAAGAAAAGAGUGAUUAAGAAGACUUUCAACCAGCAUGCUAACAGAACAACUAAAGGGUGAUGUGCUAAGGAAACACCAUUGAUGCUCAAAUACUUGAGGUCCAUCUGUUAUAGGGGUAAAAUGACUGGAACUGUAAUUUCCCUAUGUAAAAUUUUUAAACAAUAAUUCUUGUAAAGUUACUUAAGUGUUUUUUGACGAACGAAAUUAUUUAUAGGCUUGUAUUAAACUAGAUUAUUCAGGAGCGGGUGUGGGAUUGGGGCGGUUAAUAAGGUUUUUCUCUUUAAAUAUAGACUUUUAAAAUGUAAAAUUAGGAAAUGAUUUCUCAAUAAGGACUCUCUGUCCUUGUCUUAUGUCUGAGGAGCUGAGGUAGUGCAAAUCCAAAGUGAAUGGCAAAGCAAGAAAAAAGUCAACUACAGAAAGUCUUCAAAGCAAUAAAAAACCAAAGUUCCUUUUUCUGAAA
Molecule: messenger RNA, 1373 nt
Organism: Felis catus (domestic cat)
Lineage: Eukaryota; Metazoa; Chordata; Mammalia; Carnivora; Felidae
Gene: GTF2F2
Product: general transcription factor IIF subunit 2
Exons: 8
Coding region: 181-930 (249 amino acids)
Biological process (GO): transcription initiation at RNA polymerase II promoter; transcription by RNA polymerase II
Cellular component (GO): transcription factor TFIIF complex
Source: RefSeq, a predicted model, not a curated record